This is a messenger RNA of Klebsormidium nitens, 1745 nucleotides long. The record is from the annotation of a GenBank genome assembly. NCBI's taxonomy places the organism in Eukaryota, Viridiplantae, Streptophyta, Klebsormidiophyceae, Klebsormidiales, Klebsormidiaceae.
AUCUGUCUCGUUGAAAUUGCAGAACGUGAGCGGAGAGCUCUGUCCUUAGUCCUGGCAUGGCGGCAGACGAGAGGGAGAAGUCACUGCAAGCUAAAAGAAGGCUGUCGAAGAAGUUAGCAAGGGUGCUGAAGGAAGUUUAAGCUCGAGGAUGACUCCCCCCACAUUGGCUUCCUUACAUAAGGCAUCAAUGUAUUGCAGCAAAAGCGGGCAUUUUCUUUAUGCUAGUGAAGCGUACUAGAUUUCACUCCUACGUCGACAAUUGCCCGUCUAAUCUACUGAGAAACCAAGAAGAGAGUGCGAUCGUCCAGCUAUGGCUCUGUCAACGACACUUCUAAUGGGCGUACGGUCGUCCCUGCGCUCUGUGGUUCUACGGCGUGGAUGCUAUUCCACCUCUGCUCCCUGGGCAGCCACCUAUCGCUCGUCUGGUCGAGUACACGCCAUGGCGGAUACAGGUAUUGCAGUCAUCGGCGGAGGCCUUGGCGGCCUCACGUUCGCCCGCGUCAUGCAGACCAAAGGCCUAGACGUGACCAUCUUCGAGCGAGAGCCCUCGCGGGAGUCACGGGGGCAAGGCGGCGUACUCGAUCUUCACCCCGAAUCCGGACAGUGGGCUCUCAUCCAAGCCGGGCUAGAGGCCGAGUAUCGGAGCAUGGCUCGCGCCGAGGGUCAGGACAUGCGCAUCAUGGACAAGCAUGGUAAUCUUCUGUGGGACGAGGUCAGCCCCGCUGACCUCAUGGAGCGACCCGAGGUAGACCGUCCCGCGCUCCGCAACCUUUUGAUUGAAUCCUUAAGGCCGGAGACCAUAAGGUGGGACCACCACGUAAUUUCCAUCGAGCCCAGUGGAGAUGAUGGGCCUUAUGAGAUACGCUUUGCAAACGGGGCAACGACGCGCGCUGCCGUCGUCAUUGGGGCGGACGGAGCACGCUCUCGUGUCCGCCCUCUCGUCAACGAUGCUGAGCCAACAUACGCUGGUGUGAGUUUUGUCGAAAUCGGUAUUCCCGAUGCGGAGAGGUUGCAUAUCGAAGCUGCCAAGACCGUUGGGCGGGGCAGCCUUUUUGCAUUGGGAGAUAACAAGGGCAUGAUUGCUCAACGCAAUGGAGAUGGCCGGAUUCGCAUCUACGUGGCGUUCAGGAUGCAAGAGGGUGGGUUUUCCGAGUUGGGUAUUGCUUUUAACGAGAGCCACGACCUCAUCCGAAAAGCCAUUAUGAACCAAUUCGAAGGAUGGGCCCCAGAGAUAAUUGACCUCAUCAGGGCUUGUGACAACUCCUUUGUGCCGCGCCCACUCUAUGCCCUACCGGUCGGCAUUAGUUGGCCAAGCAUGAAGACUGUGACUUUGCUUGGCGAUGCGGCACAUUUGAUGUCGCCAUUCGCGGGAGCGGGAGCUAACCUUGCUAUGCAGGAUGGUGCAGCACUAGCCUUGAAACUCUUUGAUUCAACAGAUUCUGCCAGUGCUAUCCUUGCUUUCGAGAGAGAAAUGUUUGAGCGGGCGGAGCAAGAAGCUCGUCAAUCGGAGGAAUGUCUAGGUAUGUGUAUUUCGCAAGAUGGCGCCACACGGUUUGCGCAACAAAUGUCGUACUAUCAGUCUGGUCAAUGAAUACCAUUGAAACAUUUGUGCAUCUUAACUUUAAGUAGCACUAACUGGUAUGAGCUGUUAGGGGAAGAACAAAGCCUGCGAGUUGACUUCAAUCUCCGGCACAGAGAUUGUACAUUGUGACCGCGAAUGAUUAGUACAUUGAAAGUUCCCAUGU